GACGAUGGCGCCAACGCCGCACCCGCUCGAUGUGGAACUCACGAACGCCCUCACGUUCUUCUUCAUGGUGGUCCUCAUGGUGCUGUUCUGUCGCAUGGUCUUGAUGAACCAGGAACUCCAAUCGACGCAGUUGGCGCUGGCGAAGAACCACGUCGCGUUCGUGCCGCAGCUCGGCCCAAGCCUCGAUCUCUUACAAGUCAUGUCGAUGGACCACCUCCAGCAGUUUCUCCGACAGCAAGACCAGGUUUCGCGAGUGGCCAUGGACACGAUUGCCGUGCCGUUCGACCUCGUGGGGCAGAGUGUGCGGUAUAUGGCAGGGAGUGACUCCGACACCACGUCGCUGUCGUUCGACAUUCAAUCCACCGAGCAAUCCAUCCGUGUCCAAGUGCUGUGGGACGUCGACGCCGCCGCCUGCAUCGCAUCUCUGUCUCAAUCUCGGUCGCAUGGGGUCGCCCAUGCUUCCAAACGACGUCGUUUCCCGCGUCCGUUCUCUGCAUGGCUCCGCAACGUGUCGUUGCAUCGGAGACGAUCGUCGACCACGUCCGAAUCCGACCUCCGACCAUUGCAAGACGCACCAUCUCCUCCAUCCGCUCCAUCUUUCGUCGAUCUCAAUCUCGACGACGUAACUCUUCCCAGCCUAGUUCACAUCGACCCAUGUGUCGUUCAACGGGCCGCAUCUCCGUCGUCUGCCACCUGUCUUUUCCACUACACCCAUGCAUCCCUUCCACGGCCAACGUCCAACGCGGCUGCCGCCGUCGUCGUCGUGCGGUCCGGCGCACCGCAGAUCGACCUCGUCGUGCACGCCCCGUCCCCAUUUCCUCCACCGACGUCUCGAUCCAUCUCUGCCGCAUUCUUCGUCCUCGAUUUGACGGCAACGUCAUGUCCCAUCAAGCAACGCUUCUUCGCAUGCUCGAGCGAUGCCAUGAUCGUGGCGCACGAUAUCUUUGGCGCCAACGAUUUCGUCGAGUGCUCCAUCUGCUUGGAAAACCCGACCAAUGUCAUCGUGUUGCCCUGUCGGCACCAGUGCAUCUGCACGACGUGUCUGGACGAGAUCGACGCAUGCCCGAUCUGCCGCGCCAAGUUUGCUUCUUACGUCACGGCAUAGGUGGUGCCGCCGCCACCGCGACUCGAAUGCUCAACAUAAUGAACACACUCGUCGUCUUGCCCGACGAGUUGGCGGCAACGUCGACGUCGUGCCGAUGCGAAUGCGCGAAUACUCGAUGCAAUCGAGCAACCAACUGUCCUGCCGCAUCGACUCGGACGUCGAACGAAUACAUGCAGUGAGCACUCCAGUCACCCGAUCGAGCCAAGGGGCAUCGUGGCCUCCCAACUCCCGAUCGGCU
Aphanomyces invadans is the source of this 1343-nucleotide messenger RNA. RefSeq lists its product as hypothetical. Bases 5 to 1105 code for a protein of 366 amino acids. The transcript is spliced from 6 exons. Gene Ontology annotation, molecular function: ubiquitin protein ligase activity. Gene Ontology annotation, biological process: protein ubiquitination. NCBI's taxonomy places the organism in Eukaryota, Oomycota, Saprolegniomycetes, Saprolegniales, Verrucalvaceae. The record is from RefSeq and is a predicted model, not a curated record.